AUGUCGAUCGUUGCACUGUCAGGCGGCGCCGAAUCCAGCGUUACCAGUCAAGUCCUACGAGAUGCUGCGGCCAAGAACAACUUUGUGAUAGCAGAAUCUGACGAGGAGGCAUUCCUCCUUGCACUACAAUCCUCCGAUAUCACGGUGGCCAACGUCAAUGGACUAGAUGACUAUGUUGAUCCACGUCUGGCGCCGACACCCACCUUGCAAGAGAGGACAUUCUGGAAAUCGCCACAGAACAACCUCAAUGCAUGGAGCCAGCAAGCUGAUUUGAAAGCCAAAAGCCCCCAUUCAUCGGAGUUAAGUGGUCGCAAGAUCAUUAUCAAAGACAAUGUCUCGGUGGCAGGGCUGCCUCACACUUGUGGCACAUUCCCUCAGUUUGUCUCGCAUGAUGGAAAACAUCCUAUUGCCAAAAUUGAUGCUACUGUGGUGAAACGCUUGCUAGACGCGGACGCCACUAUUGCAGGCACAUCCACGUGCGAGAACUAUUGUCUAUUACCACUGUCCUACAGUUCUAUCAACGGACCGGUGCAUAAUCCGUGGGCACGGCACUUUAACGCAGGUGGGAGUACUAGCGGAGGUGCUGCUCUUCUCGGGCUCGGGGUUGCACGCGCAGCUGGAGUCCCAGGUUUAGACGACGCUGGCGAUGAUAUUGAUCUUGCUAUAGGCGGCGAUCAAGCCGGAAGUAUACGUGUACCUGCCUCUUUUUGUGGUGUCUAUGGACUCAAACCUACCCACGGCCUGGUCCCCUAUACCGGCAUUGCAGGUCUUCAUCCUAUGAUCGACUUUGCCGGUCCGAUGGCCAGAAGGUUGGAAGAUGUUGCAACGCUGCUCGCAGUCAUUGCCGGCUAUGAUGGAUUGGACCCUCGCAUGACCCCCGAAUCACCCUUGAGACAACAUGUCUCUGACUACGGGGAGGGCUUGAGACGUAGUCUCGAACCUGGCAGAGGACUGAAGGUGGGUAUCAUCAAGGAGUCGAUGAAUUUGCAAGGGAUGCAGACAGAAGUAGCCCAAGUCGUGCACAAGGCGGCGGUGCAAUACUUUGAGGCUAGUGGGGCCACCGUAGGUGAGGUGUCAAUCCCUAUGCACCAGCUGGGACCAGCCAUCUGGACUGCGGCAACAAGAACGCACCUUGCAGGAUUGGCCGUGGGUGGCCGCAUACCAGAUGUGCUUUCCCACGGCAUGCCUCACCUGCAUCUCCGGUGGCCUCCAGAUCAAGAAAUGUACGAUCUGCUGAGGGUGGCCAACCCGGCAGUGAUCAAUAUCCUGCUUACCGAAACGUUGUUGACGGAAAAGUAUGGGCCAGAGGUGCAAGCAAAGGCUCAUCGUCACGUGCUGGAACUCCGAGCUGCGUACGACCGUGCUUUUGAGGAGUAUGAUAUUCUAGUCACACCGACGACGCCGUGUGUUGCACCACCUCAUCCGGACCUCGGCCCCGCAAGCAGUGUUAUGGACAAGUUCAAGCUUACAGUGGGCAUGACGAACAAUACAGCGCCAUUUAAUGUCACAGGCCACCCUGGUCUCAAUGUUCCAUGUGGUUGGGCCACAGCUAGCAAUGGGGUUGAUGUCCUACCGGUGGGAAUGCAACUUAUUGGUAAGAGGUGGGAUGACAUUGGCGUGCUUAAGGCGGCUAAGGCAUUUGAGAUGGGAGGCGGUGGUCUCGGGCCAUGGCCUGGUGGAUCGAUUCAGCGGUAGAGAUGGUGCUGGCUUGGGAAUAAAGGCGUGAUAGAAUGCAUUCGUGGCAUUGUGCCAUAAAACGCAAGGCACAGACAGGAAGGGAGGGGAUUGAUGAUGUUAAUGGAUCCAUGAGCAGUGGGAGAAUUUGAUGUUCAAACGUCAUAUGCAUAUAAGCGUGUGUAACUGUUGGCGAGUUCAGCUGUGAUGCAUCCAAUCUGAAGAAUGGGGCAUGACGCGACCCAAAGCUCGGAGUCUUGGCGGACGAUGUGGGCAAUAUGGGCAAGUCUGCAACAGACACUCGACAUGUCUGCUGUACAUACCGUUGAUGCUAGUGGAGGCAUAGGGUAGACAAUGGAGCAGUGGAUGAGUACGU
Exophiala mesophila is the source of this 2050-nucleotide messenger RNA. RefSeq lists its product as uncharacterized. The record is from RefSeq and is a predicted model, not a curated record. NCBI's taxonomy places the organism in Eukaryota, Fungi, Ascomycota, Eurotiomycetes, Chaetothyriales, Herpotrichiellaceae. Bases 1 to 1695 code for a protein of 564 amino acids. Gene Ontology annotation, molecular function: catalytic activity. The transcript has 2 exons.